CUACGGGUGCCUAGGGGGUUUCGGGCUUUAAGCGAUUCUACGAGAACCUCUUUUUCAACGUACAUACUACAGUGUAGGAUUUCACUGCUGUGAGAGUUAUUGGGAGGUUUUUUUUCAAACCUACCAUCCACUCACAGAUAACGUUAGUUUCCUGAUAACUAUUGAGUUGGUGAACUCUUCCAGCUCUCCACCAGACAGCGUGGAGAGCUUCACGACUUUUAAUAUAACGUUAGCUGACUUUCAGUUUCACUCGCAGGAUAACUGGACCUCGUCGUGUUUCUUACACACUGUGUGUAUUCCUGUUCGUUGUGAGGACUGAACUGUAGCAAUGUGUUGACUCAAACACUUUGAACUGGUCUUCGAAGAACCCACGGUCCGAAGGUCGAGGCUCCGCGCUACGGCUCACCCGGGGCAGAUAAGGUAUUAUCGGGUCACUCCAUAUACCCAGGCUGUAAACAACACCAAUAUGAGCUGACCAUGGAGGACGUGGGACUGAACUGAGGAACACUUGAAAAACAAACAACCUUUUUCUUGCAAUGGGUAGUCAGAGGAACGGUUUCAAGAAGGAAAGCUUCAUUCUGUCGGUGGACGUCGGUACAACAUCUAUCAGGUGUCACGUCUAUGACAAGGAGGCAAAAAUACGAGGAUCAUGUAUAACCAAGGUUGUUCCCUUGUAUCCAGAGGUAGGACAUGUGGAGAUGGACCCAGAUGCACUAUGGAGAGGGUUUAUCACUGUGGUCAAGGGAGCUGUGCAAGAUGCAGGAAUACAAAUGCGUCAGAUAGAGGCCCUUGGCAUCUCCACUCAACGAGGCACCUUCACAACAUGGGACAGGACAACUGGGGUUCCUUUCCAUAACUUCAUCAGCUGGCAGGAUCAGAGGGCUGCAGACCUGGUGAAGUCCUGGAACAGAUCCUGCACAAUGAAAGCACUCCAAGGCGUGAUGAAGGUGGUCUACUUCCUGACCAGACAGAAGCGGUCGCUUGCAGCAAGUCUUAUUGUCUUCUCCACUCAACAUGUCACCUUCCGCCUUGUCUGGGCCUUAACACACUACGAGCAGGUUCGUCAAGCAGCAGAUGAAAAUAACUGCUGCUUUGGGACAAUAGACACCUGGCUCCUGUUCAAACUCACAAAAGGACGCGUUUAUGCCACAGACUACUCUAAUGCCAGUGCAACAGGAAUUUUCGACUCCUAUCAGAUGUGUUGGAGUGGGUUGCUCUGCUCUCUUGUGUCUCUGCCUCAUUCCAUUUUCCCCAAAGUAGAAAAUACAGGCCAUGACUUUGGUUCAACAGACAUAUCCAUCUUCGGAGUGCCUAUUCCCAUCAUGUCAGUGAUGGCGGACCAGCAGGCAGCCAUGUUUGGAGAGUGCUGCUUUGAUGUUGGUGAUGUCAAGAUCACCAUGGGAACGGGCACCUUCAUGGACAUCAACACUGGGAACAAGCCACAUACAUCCGUAGCAGGUCUGUAUCCUCUGGUGGGGUGGAAGAUUGGCUCAGAGGUGGUGUAUCUGGCAGAGGGCAAUGCCGCAGACACAGGCACUGCCAUCAAAUGGGCUCAGGAGCUCGAGCUCUUCUCUGAUGUCCAGGAGACCACUGCCAUGGCUUACAGUGUCAGUGACUCAGACGGAGUGUGUUUUGUCCCUUCCUUCAGUGGCCUGCAGGCUCCUCUGAAUGAUCCCAAAGCUUGUGCUUCUUUCAUGGGCCUCAAACCUUCCACCACUAAGAGCCACCUGGUACGAGCCAUUCUGGAGUCUGUUGCCUUCAGAAACAAGCAGCUAUAUGACACAAUGCUGAGAGAAACUCACAUUCCCAUCACAAAGAUCAGGGUGGACGGUGGUGUUUCCUCCAAUGACUUCAUCAUGCAGCUGACUGCAGACCUGUUUGGCAGAAAGGUAGCCAGACCCCAGCACCAUGAAAUGUCCUGUUUAGGGGCUGCUUUUGUCGCUGGACUUGGAAUCGGCUUCUGGAGGACCAGGGACGAGCUGAAGAAGCUGCAGAGCACUGACGAGGUGUUCUUGCCCCGAGGAAUACCCAGGGAGGGUGCUUACAGUCCAAGCGGGGAAUAUAUCCCCGUCCUCCAGAGCUGGGAGAGAGCUCUCCGACGCUCCAUGCAUUGGUACAACAAGCCUUGACACUGGAUGCACACACAGAGAUCAAAUGGGAAGAUGGAGACAUCAUCAGAGUUUUAGGUAUAAGUGAAAGUAGACUCUUUUUAAACAACAUGACUGUUUUGUCCAGGGGUCCAGUAAAGGUCUGAGCCAAGCCGUAGUGCCAACAGCCACGUUUACCACCUGCACAGCAUUGAAUUGUUAUCCACAUACAGUUGUUUCUUCACCUUUUACUUGAUUUCUUCGUGACACUGCGGCCUUAUCAGGUUUAUCCUUCAUUCAUUCCAGAUCUCAAGCCACUGGUGCCUCUUCAUAUUACAUUAUUUUAUUCUGAUGGAAUCACAUUUGUACAUUUUCCCAGAUGGGGGCACUAAUGACUGCCUUUACAGCAUGUUCAUUUAGGAACUUGCCAUAGCAACCACAUGAUAUGUUAAUAAGGAGCCACAGAUAAAAAAUAAAAAAAACCCAGCACUGAUUCUUCUGUUCAUGACGCCUCGAGAUUUAAAAAUGCUCUGAAUAGGGGCUAGAAUUUAAAAAUUGUUACAGACAUUCAACAAACACAGUUUAGUAUUUGCUGAUACUUGACGUAGCUGUUUCCUCGAGAUUUAACAGUAUUUUAACUUUGUUAUUUCAGCCUUUGUGCAAAGGUUCAAUCAAGCAUGUAACAAAAUAUAAAAUAUAAAUGGCUACAAUAUAAAAGGUAAACAGUUGGGAGUAUAUAGUACAGAUUUCUGGUCCACAUCCAUGUGAUAGACGUAGUCCCUCUUUAAGUCCUUCUCCUGUUCGGAAUUAGCCCGUUCUGCUUAACCCCCUUUUUUGCGUUGCUUUCAUGCAGAUUUCUUGCCUGAAUCCGUGCCAUGCAGUAACUAAGUGCGUCGUCCAAAUUACGAAAAAUAUUGUCAAGAGUGUGACAAAACUAGUACCUAGUACGAUGUAUAUCGUCAUAUCGAACAGCCCUAAUUAUAGCUGCACACUUUACACAGCACUAAUACUACAUAUUAUGAUUAAAUGUGAUGAUAAUGUUAAAUGUGACUGGAACAAAAUCUGAAUGUAUAUGUUUUGCUCUGCACAUGGGAGUCCUACUGGAUUUUAGUAUUUCAGCACCUCGUUGUUAGUAGUGGUUCUCUGCUUCUUUGAUACUACAAAAAUAAUGGGGGGGCAAUAAAAGUUGGCGGUGAGAGAGAUGUUUAGAGGUAUAUGUGGCAUUGUAACAGCUGUUAUAGAUUUUUAUGUCAGCUUCCACAUAGAUCUCCAACACAGACUAGAACCUGCAUGCUCACGUUGAUCAGGGAUAUAAAUAUGAAUUAGGACGUAUAUAAUAUGUACUUAGUCUUAUUCCUUGCCAAUCCAUGUUGUGUAGCCAUUAUUUCAGUUUAUUAGUUUGUGUUUAUUGUUGAAUUGUUCCAUGGGGGACAGCUAUGUUGUCAUAUGAUAAUGUUUUGACUCAAGUCUUUUAUUUGACCUGAUGAACUCUGAUGACAAAGUUACAAAUAAUAUCAUGUUAUGAUUCAAAAAAUUCUCACAACUAACAAUGAAAAUGUAAACUGUGAAUAUCAUUCUGGAUGUGCUGCACUUGCUGGGUAUUGGUAAAUGUUUUUGCCUAUUGCUUAUACUGUAAUAUAAUUCUUUCUACUUAUACUAAAAUAUUUUUUAUGCAAAGUGAACACUAUGUGCAAAGCAGAAAUUAACACCUCAAGAAAUGACAUUCCGUUUCUAACCCUUGUACUUCAUUCAGUUCUUGAAUGGCAAAUGUCCUCCCGAGCUGCUAGGAAUUACGUAUUGUACGUUUGUGUAAUUAUACAUUCUGUUACCAAAUUGCAUUGAAAUAUCAAAUACCUUGUGUGAUGCAAAAGGGUUAGUAUUAAAAGCAUGAAUGAUCA
Molecule: messenger RNA, 3985 nt
Organism: Dicentrarchus labrax (European seabass)
Lineage: Eukaryota; Metazoa; Chordata; Actinopteri; Moronidae
Gene: gk5
Product: glycerol kinase 5
Exons: 16
Coding region: 537-2129 (530 amino acids)
Biological process (GO): glycerol metabolic process; triglyceride metabolic process; glycerol-3-phosphate biosynthetic process
Cellular component (GO): mitochondrion
Molecular function (GO): glycerol kinase activity
Source: RefSeq, a predicted model, not a curated record